AUGUUUCCUUGCCCGCGUGACACCAUUGUUACUAAUAGAAAGUGGUAUUCGCCAAAUUGGACAAAAAGAGGUGAAUUUACAUUCUGUGAAGAAUGUUAUCACCAAUUCAUCAAAAACACACCUUUCAAUACAUAUAUAAGGUAUGAUGGAGAACUUCCAUUUAGCGUUUGUUGUUUUAGACCUAAUGUGAAACAAAAUUGGUUUUUUGCUAUAAGCAUGAAUAACAUAAACAUAUUUGCACAACACAUUGAGCCGCAAAACGCAGAACUUAAAAUAUUAUAUAGUAGUCUAACUUAUGAAUCAGAACGACAACGUAUAUUAAUUACACAAAAAGGUCAGUCUUGUGCGCUUAGUUUAUUUGACGGCGAUGGAUAUAACUACCAAUACAAUGGUGGAAUAUACGGAAAUAGGUACGAUGCCCAAGCAGCCCAAAUUGAUACCGAACUUCGUGACUCUAUGAAUAAAAUGAAGGAAAUUAGAGAAAAGAUGAAUGAGAAUUUAAGAUGGAAAUAA
Entrophospora candida is the source of this 513-nucleotide messenger RNA. The record is from the annotation of a GenBank genome assembly. Lineage: Eukaryota; Fungi; Glomeromycota; Glomeromycetes; Entrophosporales; Entrophosporaceae.